GGUUAACUGAUCUGGCUAUAUACCAACUCCGAGCUUGUUAUCUUCCUUCCUGUUGGAGCACAGUAUAAGAAUUAAGAGCAGGUAUCAUGGAAUAAACGCGUUGUGUUUUGAUUUUAGUCUGCGUCAAAGUCUUCAUUUUGUCUACACAGUGAUUCUGCAAUUUCUGAAUUUUUAAAAUGACACCAAACAAUAAGAAGGUGAAGAGAAAACGCGUGCAGUUAAGUGUGGUGCAGAAAUUAGAGCUAGUCGAGAAGUUGGAACAAGGCAUCUCAGCGAAGGAUAUUUGUAACAUGUAUGGCAUUCACCGAGGGACUCUCUCGAGAAUCAAGAAAUCAAAGCCCAAAUUACAAAAGUUUGCUUUAACACACAAUACUAAUACCUCUAAAUUACAUGCUUCUACAAUAGGGAAUAAAACGCGCAUGAAAUUUGGGCCAAAUAAAAAUUUAGAUAAUGCUCUGUAUAAGUGGUAUAAUCAACAGAGAUCCAGUGGUAUUACUGUUCGAAGUCCACAGUUGAGAUCGGAGUUUAAUGCUCUUGUAACACGUAUGAGACUCAGUAUCAAGAGUACUUCUGUAUGGCUGGUGAAUUUUAAAAAGAGACAUGACAUUAUGGAUUCUUUGCGCGAGGCACCCUGUAGUGAACCUUCAGAGUCAGAAAAGAAGAACAGUACCGAAAACAAAGUUAUUCCAGAAGAACUUAUAAAAGUUGAGAAUUUGCCUUCUUCGUCAUCUUCGCCUCCAACCUCUUCACCUCCAACUACUUCUACUCGUCACAACAUUUCUAAACUAAAUGCUUCAACAAUAAGGAAUAAAAAUUGCUUGAAACAUUGGACAAACGCAAAUUUAGAUAAAGCUCUGUAUAAGUGGUAUAAUCAACAAAGAUCCAGUGGUAUUAAUGUACAACAGCUCCAGUUGAGAUCGGAGUUUAAUGCUCUUGUAACACGUAUGAGGCUCAUUAUCAAGAAUACUUCUCAUUGGCUGAAGAAUUUUAAAACGAGACAUGGCAUUAUGGAUUCUUUGCGCGAGGCACCCUGUAGUGAACCUUCAGAGUCAGAAAAGAAAGAUAGUACCGAAGACAAAGUUAUUCCAGAAGAACGUAUAAAAGUUGAGAAUUUGCUUUCUUCGUCAUCUUCACCUCAAACUACCCCUACACCUACCAAAAAUUUCGGAGAAUCUGUAAAAGUUGAGAAUUUCUCUUCGGAAUCAUGUUCGUCUCCGACUGAUGUUUAUCAGAAUUACGUCUGGUCAGAAUAUGAUAUUAAAUCUGAAGGUUCCCUUUCACCUUGAGAUGAUAAAUCCUCAGAUGACAAAUAAUGACUCGCUAUCACUAUAGUUACAGCAAACUGUCUCUCUUCGACUACUUUGUUAAUGAACAAAGAAUAUUUAUAAUGGUAUAAUAUAACAAUUUUAUAAUGUAUAGUCCUGUGUAUCAUA
Molecule: messenger RNA, 1433 nt
Organism: Vollenhovia emeryi
Lineage: Eukaryota; Metazoa; Arthropoda; Insecta; Hymenoptera; Formicidae
Exons: 3
Coding region: 177-1286 (369 amino acids)
Cellular component (GO): nucleus
Molecular function (GO): DNA binding
Source: RefSeq, a predicted model, not a curated record